GUGCGUGCAUUGGGCGCGCGCGCGGGGAAAGAAGGGUGUGGCGUGCACCCAGCCGCGCCGGGUGGCUGCCAUGUCUGUGGCGCAGCGCGUCUCGGAAGAGAUGGACGUGGCUAUUGGCCAGGAGGUGGGCUACUCCAUCCGGUUCGAGGACUGCUCCUGCCCGAAAACGCUGCUCAAGUACAUGACGGACGGCAUGUUGCUGCGCGAGGCCAUGUCCGACCCCAUGCUGGAGAACUAUCAGGUGCUGUUGCUGGACGAGGCUCACGAGCGCACGCUGGCCACCGACAUCCUGAUGGGCGUCAUCAAGGAGGUGAUCAAGCAGCGACCCGACCUCAAGAUCGUCAUCAUGUCUGCCACGCUCGACGCCGGCAAGUUCCAGCAGUAUUUUGACGGCGCGCCGCUGAUGAACGUGCCCGGCCGCACUCACCCGGUGGAGAUCUUCUACACACCGGAGCCGGAGCGCGACUACCUGGAGGCGGCCAUCCGCACUGUCGUGCAGAUCCACAUGUGCGAGGAGGUCGAGGGCGACAUGUUGCUGUUCCUCACCGGGCAGGAGGAGAUCGAGGAGGCGUGCAAGCGGCUGAAGCGCGAGAUCGACAACGUGGGCCCGGAGAUUGGCGAGCUCAAGUGUAUCCCGCUGUACUCGACGCUGCCGCCGGCGCUGCAGCAGCGCAUCUUCGAGCCGGCGCCGGCCAACCGACCCAACGGCGCCGUCGGCAGGAAGGUGGUCGUGUCCACGAACAUCGCCGAGACGUCGCUGACCAUCGACGGCGUCGUGUUCGUGAUCGACCCGGGCUUCUCCAAGCAGAAGGUGUACAACCCCCGCAUCCGCGUCGAGUCGCUGCUGGUGUCGCCUAUCAGCAAGGCGUCGGCUCAGCAGCGGGCUGGUCGCGCCGGACGCACCAAGCCGGGCAAGUGUUUCCGACUGUACACGGAGAAAGCGUUCAAGUCGGAGAUGCAGGACAACACGUACCCGGAGAUCCUGCGCUCCAACCUGGGCACGGUGGUGCUGCAGCUGAAGAAGCUCGGCAUUGACGACCUGGUGCACUUUGACUUCAUGGACCCGCCGGCGCCCGAGACGCUGAUGCGCGCGCUCGAGCUGCUCAACUACCUGGCGGCGCUGGAUGACUCGGGCAACCUGACCGAUCUGGGUGCCAUCAUGGCCGAGUUUCCGCUGGACCCCCAACUGGCUAAGAUGCUGAUCGCCUCCACGGACUACAACUGCAGCAACGAGAUUCUCAGCAUCACGGCGAUGCUGUCAGUCCCACAGUGUUUCGUGCGGCCCAACGACGCGCGGAAGGCUGCGGACGAGUCCAAGAUGCGCUUCGCCCACAUUGACGGCGAUCAUCUGACGCUGCUCAACGUCUACCACGCCUUCAAGCAGAACAUGGAGGACCCGCACUGGUGCCACGACAAUUUCGUCAACUAUCGUUCCCUGAAGUCGGCCGACAACGUGCGUCAGCAGCUGUCACGCAUCAUGGACCGCUUCAACAUGCCCAGGAGGUCCACCGACUUCACCUCGCGCGACUACUACAUCAACAUCCGCAAGGCCCUCGUCUCAGGGUUUUUCAUGCAGGUGGCGCAUCUGGAGCGGACUGGACACUACCUGACCUGCAAGGACAACCAGGUGGUGCAGCUCCAUCCGUCCACCUGCCUCGACCACAAACCCGAGUGGGUCCUCUACAACGAGUUCGUGCUCACCACCAAAAACUACAUUCGCACCGUGACCGACAUCAAAGCGGAAUGGCUGGUGAAAAUCGCGCCGCAGUACUACGAGAUGAGCAACUUCCCGCAAUGCGAGGCCAAACGCCAGUUGGAGCUGCUCAUAGCGAAGCUGGAGUCGAAGCAGUUCCGCGACGGCUUCUAGGUGUUUUGCGGCUGCUAGCCAGCAGAGCGGCGCGGGCGGCGAUCGCCGCGGACACCGCUGCCUCCGGCGGGCUCCUCUGCCCGUGCUCUCCUGAGGUGGCUACUUCCGCGUUCAGAACGGUGUGCCGAGAGGCUCCGCUAGAUUAGCUGAUCCGAAAAUGCGGGCCGCACCUGUCUAGUUCUGUCUCGAUCGGAAUGUCCAGCAGUCGUGCGGAUAGGUUUCUGGAUUCAUCGCCGCGGUCUCGACUAUGUUCGCGUGGUGCUGACCGGUUUCAUUUGCUAGCCACUGUGCUUACAUACACCCAUAGUUGGAGCGGCGCCUUGACCAGUUGGCUGUUCCACCCGGUCGCGCCGCGACUCCGUACCUCGAUGGCGCACCGGCCGUGAGUCGGUGCGGACGUGCUGCACUCGGCAUGGCGUCACGGCGUGCGUCCCCGUCCGCGAGCCGGUGUACGGGAGCACUGUCGGCCAGCACCCCUGCUCUGUCGCCUGGAUCUUGUGGGCUGGCUGGCGUUAUUUUAAUCAGUUCAUUCACGCGCAUUGGUGCGGCGCCGCGGCAACCGAGGGGUCUGUGGGCUUCAUUCUCAUUCGUUCCGGCGUCAGCAGUCCUGCUUCAGCGGUGACCGCUCGGACGCGCGCUGUGCGCGAGAGCGGCAAUCUCGCACGGGACUGUGUUGGAGGCGGCAGGAAGGUCGAGUCGCGAGUCAACGCCCGCCCUCCCCGCGCGCGCGGUGCGUUUGAUACGGUGUGUUGCUGGACGCUGUUGUAUGGAACAGCUGCGAGUCGGGAGGGAUUGGGUGGUCGACUCGGCGAAUAUAUCAUCCGUGAUCGGACAAAGGCC
Molecule: messenger RNA, 2707 nt
Organism: Pollicipes pollicipes
Lineage: Eukaryota; Metazoa; Arthropoda; Thecostraca; Pollicipedomorpha; Pollicipedidae
Gene: Dhx15
Product: DEAH-box helicase 15
Cellular component (GO): spliceosomal complex; intracellular anatomical structure
Molecular function (GO): RNA binding; ATP binding; RNA helicase activity
Source: RefSeq, a predicted model, not a curated record